AUGGUCAUCUCUGGUAAUGAUAUGGGCACAAUUCAUAAAAUCAAACAGAAGCUGAAUAGUGCCUUUGAAAUGAAAGAUUUGGGUUUCUUGUUGUAUUUCCUUAGACUCGAAGCUGCUUAUUCUCCUCGUGGUUAUCUGUUGUCACAGCUAAAAUAUGCUUCAGAUAUUGUUUCUAAAGCUCAGCUUCAGAAUGAUACAAAAAAGGUUGAUACCCCUCUUGAGGUGAAUGCCAAAUUUCGAGCUACCGAUGGUGAAGCUCUUCCUGACCCAAGCUUUUAUAGGAAACUGGUUGGGAAACUAAUAUAUCUAACCAUUUCAUGCCCCGAUAUUGCCUAUGCAGUACAUAUGGUUAGUCAGUUUUUGAGUGCCCCGCGUUCUGUACAUCUCACUGCUAAUUUGCACAUCAUUCAUUAUGUUAUGGAUACCCGUCACUACGCCUUAAUCUUCUCCUCUUCUACCUCACUUGAGCUUCGGGCAUAUAAAGAAUCCGAUUUUAUAGGAAAUCUAAGUGAUCGCAAAUCUACCACAGGAUUUUGCAUUUUUCUCGGUGAUUCUCUCAUAUCUUGGAAAAGCAAGAAACAUAAAUGA
This is a messenger RNA of Amborella trichopoda, 588 nucleotides long. The record is from RefSeq and is a predicted model, not a curated record. NCBI's taxonomy places the organism in Eukaryota, Viridiplantae, Streptophyta, Magnoliopsida, Amborellales, Amborellaceae.